AUGUCCUCCAAGUCCCCCCGAAAGACUCGCGGUCCAAUCUCAGCACUACGGUCAUACUUCAGCAAAUACCGUUUCCACUACAAUCCAUCAAGCUGCACAGAUGGCACAGACAGGUCAACGACAGCAGCUAGCAACCGCACGGAUGACAGGGGACAAAGGCCUACCGGAAAGACAGCUGGCCGCUCCGACUACUCAAAUCCGGAGUCGACACCCGGCCAUCCAGCAGGCCUCGCUUUGACAACCUACCGAUCAGCAGCUCCUACGCCCCACUCACGCGGUCAAUCCUGCUCAUCCCUGCUGGCCAUAGCCCGGCCUGAUCGACCCAGUGGCAAGGACAAUCCAGCAAGUGACGAGGACUUCCGCUAUCUCCGCAGCCUCAUCACCAUCUCCGCCUCGCCGACCCCCGCUGAAGCGACGUCACCCCACCUGCCGGCGUCACCGCGCCUUACGGCACAGAAGAGCCUCUUCGAGACUGGGUUUGCAGCCCGGUGUGGCGCUGAGGUCGAAGGUUUUACAGCGCCCGUCCGCGCGGUAUACCACCCGUCCGCCAAUUUCUGUGAGGAAACCGGUUGCCGUGCGGCCUGA
Penicillium chermesinum is the source of this 585-nucleotide messenger RNA. RefSeq lists its product as uncharacterized. The coding region runs from base 1 to 585 and encodes 194 amino acids. The record is from RefSeq and is a predicted model, not a curated record. Lineage: Eukaryota; Fungi; Ascomycota; Eurotiomycetes; Eurotiales; Aspergillaceae. The transcript has a single exon.